Drosophila mauritiana is the source of this 1853-nucleotide messenger RNA. It is a transcript of the gene Nup58, whose product is annotated as nuclear pore complex protein Nup58. Gene Ontology annotation, molecular function: protein binding; structural constituent of nuclear pore. NCBI's taxonomy places the organism in Eukaryota, Metazoa, Arthropoda, Insecta, Diptera, Drosophilidae. The transcript has 2 exons. Bases 133 to 1800 code for a protein of 555 amino acids. The record is from RefSeq and is a predicted model, not a curated record. Gene Ontology annotation, cellular component: nuclear pore. Gene Ontology annotation, biological process: nucleocytoplasmic transport.
UGUCAUCUCUCCCCUAGCAGUAAAACUACAGAUGCUUUGGCCUUAAACAAAACUAAUUUCAUAAAUUUUUGCAGUAAAUAUAGUUUAAUUGUUCAAAAUUCCUGUGUAAAUCCAUAAGUUGGGUGCCUAAAGAUGUUUACGCCCAACACGAACAACGCCAUUGGAGGCGGCACUGCUGCUCCCGGCGCUUUCGCUUUUGGCGCGCGACCGGCGACGACGACUGCUCCGCCUCCAUCCUUUGGAGCAGCCACCUCUACGCCCACCUUCGGUGCUGCUCCGGGCACCACCUCCUUGUUUGCAGCUCCGGCGGCCACACCGGCCUUUGGGGCACCAGCUGCUACGCCGGCUUUUGGAGCGCCUGCGUCCACGCCUGGUUUUGGCGCCACUUCCACUGCGACGCCGGCUUUUGGAACGGCUGCUGCCACGCCCGCUUUUGGCGUACCAGCAGCAACGUCGGCUUUUGGAGCUCCAGCUGCCACGCCCGCUUUUGGAGCUCCAGCUGCCACGCCCGCCUUUGGAGCAACCGCCGCUACGCCCGCUUUUGGCGCAACCGCCGCCACGCCCGCUUUUGGAGCACCCGCCGCCACGUCCGCCUUCGGAGCACCCGCAGCGACAACUGCGUUUGGAGCGCCAGCUUCCACGCAAGCAUCGGCCUUCGGAGCACCUGCACCAGCCGUGGGCACUGUGGCUCCCACUUUCUCCUUUGCCACUCCGGCCACUAGUGCGCCGACCACCGCGCCGCCGGCCUUUGGAUUCGGCACCACCGCCACAACGGCGGCAGCUGCGAUGCCAGCAUCCCUCAGCUCCGGAAUUGGAUCGUUUGCCUUCCCCAAGCCACAGGCCACCACGGCGGCCAGUUUGAACUUUAACACAACCACGACGACGGCGACGGCGCAGCCCUUCAACACGGGUCUAAAACUGGGAACCACCAAUGCGACGACAACCCUAGGAGGAGGAGGAAUCUUUAGCAAGCCAGCGGGUCAGGCAGCUGCCCCGGCAGCAUCAACUUUUGUGGGUCUGGGUGGGAUCGAUGUGACCGCCACGCAACCAAAGCUGGGGGACAACAAGCAGGAUGGCAUCAAGAUUAAGGAAACCAAAGUGCCCGACGAGAUAAUAAAAACGGUGGAUGGCCUAAAGGCGUAUAUCAAGCAGCAGAAGACGAUCUCCUCCGACAUUGGACGGACUUCCACGUCCAAAUUCACGAAUGUCAGCCACGAGAUCACGAACUUGAAGUGGGCGCUGCAGAAUAUGGCCACUUUAGUGGAGGGCAGCAAUCAGCAGAUCCGCCUGAUGCGCCAAGAGACCGUCAAGGCGAUUCAAUCUCUGGAGAUGGCCCAACGCACGCAGGACACCCCAGCCGGUCUGCAGUUCGAGAACAAUGCUCCGUUCCAGUACUUUCAGUGCCUGGUGGCGAAGUACGAGCAGGAUUUGAUCGCCUUUCGCCAGCAGAUCGCUCUGACCGAGCGCCACAUGCACGCGAUCUCCAAUCCGCAGAGUAUUUCGCCGGAUGAUCUGAAGCGUGGCUUCCGCCAACUGAAUGAGAGUUUCAUCUCGCUGGCGGGACGCCUCCACGAGGUGCAUCAGCGGGUGGAGGAGCAUAAGGAGCACUACCUAAACCUCAGACGCUACCGCCUGCGAGACACCACCAACGUUUUCGAGCGGAUCGACAAUCCUCCGCUGCCGUCGGUGGAACCUCAACGGAUUAGCAGCGGUCCAACGCCCUUCUCCAACAUAUCGGCUCUGAUGAACAAGUCCUAUGCAACGGCGGCCAGUUCCGCCACCAAUGCCACAGGCAAUUGAGAAUGCCACUCUUUACAAGUUUCAAUAAAUCGUUAUGUCGAAAGGGGCCUAGA